AUGUGGUUCUGGAGCAAGAACAAGCGUCAGAGCACCGGGGGCUGGAGCAACAAGACCCCGUGCUACGGUUACGAUGUCUUCGUGCACACUCCAGACCCGAACCUGACCCCUCAACAGAGACUAACUUACUUCCUUGAGAAAGUCAAGGAAGGAAGAGCAGAGAUUUAUAAGACCAAGCACAGUCAUAUUCUUGAUGAUCGGCGAGGUUUGUACAUCUAUGUCACCCAUAAAAGUCGGAAGUUCGAAGAUGUCCUCGAGACCGUGCUGUCUUUCCUGGAGUCUAUAAACCGUGACCCGGAGGUGGACUCUUGUGGAUUGAUUCGGCGCUGUCCUCGUCCUCACGGGGUGAUUGAUUGA
This is a messenger RNA of Aspergillus melleus, 357 nucleotides long. RefSeq lists its product as uncharacterized. Lineage: Eukaryota; Fungi; Ascomycota; Eurotiomycetes; Eurotiales; Aspergillaceae. The transcript has a single exon. The record is from RefSeq and is a predicted model, not a curated record. The coding region runs from base 1 to 357 and encodes 118 amino acids.